AUGAGACCUAGUAUAAUAAAGCUAUUCAAUUUACAAGUGUUACCAUAUACAUUAAUAAAGAAGACGAAAUUACCGCCAAGACCGAAGUUCACAGAAUUAAUGGAAAAAGAAUGUGAGGAAAAGUUUAUGCAUGGAGGACGAGGUCCUGGAGGUCAAAAGAUUAACAAAUGUAAUUCUAAAGUGCAAUUGAGACAUAUGCCUACCGGAUUAUCUAUAUCGUGUCAAGAAACUCGUUCAAGAGAACAAAAUAGAAAGAUUGCAAGAGAAAAGAUGGCCUUAGAACUUGAACGAUAUACUUUGAUGAUGGAAAAGAAGGUAGAUAAGGAUGGAGAAGAUGAGGAUGAUGACAAUGAGGUCGAGAAUACUGAUCCUCGGUGGACAAUUACAGAGAGGGAACAGGCUCUUAUGGAAUGGAAUAGAGAGAAGAAAAGAUCUAAGAAACGGAAAGGCCGUGCUAAAUAUAAAGCCAUUCAGGAAAUUAAGGAAGAAGAAAGACUAGCUAAACUUCAAGAGGAAGAGGCACUUCUGAAAAGUCUAAAUGUAAAUAAUGAUCUGUAG
Molecule: messenger RNA, 558 nt
Organism: Naumovozyma dairenensis CBS 421
Lineage: Eukaryota; Fungi; Ascomycota; Saccharomycetes; Saccharomycetales; Saccharomycetaceae
Gene: RSO55
Product: Rso55p
Exons: 1
Coding region: 1-558 (185 amino acids)
Biological process (GO): translational termination
Cellular component (GO): mitochondrion
Molecular function (GO): translation release factor activity
Source: RefSeq, a predicted model, not a curated record